Diachasmimorpha longicaudata is the source of this 2286-nucleotide messenger RNA. RefSeq names its product Ionotropic receptor 7e (gene Ir7e). The record is from RefSeq and is a predicted model, not a curated record. Bases 435 to 2189 code for a protein of 584 amino acids. The transcript has 3 exons. Lineage: Eukaryota; Metazoa; Arthropoda; Insecta; Hymenoptera; Braconidae.
GUCAGAAGUUGGGUUGAAGAUAAUGUGGUUCAGAAAUGAUACGAGAAUCAAACUUUGGCAAAUUGACCGAGAAGAUGAGUUGAUACCAGACGAUGUGAAGUACCAACCCAGCAGUCCAUUGAGAGAACAGCUAUCAAUUGUUUUAUUAUUUGGUUUUACCACAGCAACCGUCACAUUUAUUGGAGAGCUACUGUGCUAUCAUGGUUGGAAAAAAUUGAAGAACAGCCAUUGAACGAUUCAGAUAGGUAAUCAAUAAUUCUUGGGAUAGUGUGUAUUCAUAAGCAGAAGACAAUGACAAAAAAAAAUUAUAUAAAACUGGAUUCGUUGAAACUCGUGUCCAGAAUUGGACUAGACAUCGACCAGGGUAGUUUCCGGAAUGACAAGUAACAUGCACCGAGGAAUCGGCCUGGAUCGACGGCAUACAAAAUUACACAAUGAAAACUGACGGUCUGUAUCAAACCAUCUUCGUAAGCGACAGUACCGCAACUCGAAGAAUUCCCGGCAUAUCUGACCUAUUUCGCCUAAUCGGACAGUACUGUCCCCUCAUACAAUUAAGUGUGAAUGAUUCUGAUCUGCUUAAUGAAAUAAAACCGGAUCCUGCAUCAACGUUAUUCGUGUACAUUCAUAUUCCACUUAUUGAAGGAACCCUCCCGUCAACCAAAAUCAUGAACGCAAUGAUGGAGGCAUCAUAUGGCAGAAAGAGAGUAAGAUAUUUGAUAAUUCAUUACUCUAAGUCUAACAAUGAUGACGUAAGAGAAAUCCUAAAAUACGCUUGGCGAAGACAGGGUGUGCAGUGUGCUAUUCUUGAAUUGCUCUAUUACCUCAAUCAGAAUAUGCAAGAUGAAAUAUUCCAAGCUGUAGUCCAUCAGUACAAUCCUUUUAUGGACAAAUUUACUUCAGAAAAUUUUUCCUCUCAAACAGAAUUAUUUCCAAUCGCAGCGAAUAAUAUGAAUGGUUACCCUUUCAAAAUUCGCAUCGCCCAUGAUCCACCCUUUUCAACUGUGAGAUAUGGGAGUAAUGGUAAAAUAACAUUGAAAGGGGCAAAUAUGCGUUUAAUAAAUGCCUUGGCUGAAUCGAUGAAUUUCACUAUAGAAGCCCAAGUACAGGAGAGACUGUCCGCCGAUGGUCGGCUGAAUUCAUUUCUACAACCACUAGUGAAUAAACAAAUGGAUAUGUAUGCUCAUAUUGUCGCUAAUCCUUCGGAACAAGCUGAGGUACGGAGUCUACGAACAAGAUCAGUACACGUAGAUCAGCUUUGCGCAAUUGUUCCAUACAUUGCCAAGAAAAAUUCUCAACUACUCUCUAUGAAUACAGUAGGUGCUUAUCUUCUCAUACUUAUUAUUGUAGUAGUAUUCUGGACUCUAGAACAUUUGACACAUCUAGACAGUAAAUAUUGGUCCCCAUUUAUCGUAAUGAAAUUACUGCUCGGUGUAACAGUGGAAAAAACGCCCAAUUAUACUGCCGAUCGUAUCAUGUUUGGUGCACUAUGUCUGGUAUCUAUAAUGUACUCUACGAAUCUCUACAGCUCAUUAACAGGGGAAAUAGUGCACAUUGACGAAGUCAAUGAAUGGUCGACCUUGGAAGACUUGGUAAACUCUGAUUUAGUCCCAAUUAUUUCUCCACUCUACUACAAUAAGACAUUCAGUUAUGCUAGUGGAGUUCAGCUACAGCUCAAGGCAAAAGUUCAGAUGACAUCAUGGAAUAUGAUGGACUGUUUGAAUUACUUGGUUGAAUACAAGAAUAUAAGUUGCAUAAUGAGGGAAAAGGCAUACAAUGUUUUCGAGCAGUACGAAUCAAUACGUAGAUCUGUACUAUUGAAACCUUGCUUAAUUGCAGAUUCAUUCGCAUUUCCCAUAGCAAAAAAUUCACCAUAUCGUGAACGCAUUGAUGACUUAAUAGGUGUGUUCCGCGAUGUAGGUCUUCUGAAUAAAUGGUACGAUAUCGGAUUCAGUAGGCGUCAGAAUAUUACUCCGGAAGAAAAUGAUGAUGCAAGAGAUGUUCUCAUGGAAAAGCAUAAUCUUUUUCAACAAUUUGCCAUCAUAAUGAUUGUUGGUUAUACAUCAGCUUCGAUUGCAUUAUUGGGAGAAUUGAUUUUCUACCAUAAAUUCGACAAAAAAAGACAUUCACCGAAAGCUGGGAACUGCAACACCUAUGCAAAGCGGAGCUUAAUGCGCAUUUCGCGAGAAUAAUCCCUGCACUCCAAAGAUACCACGUUAGAUUCUACUGACAACAAUCAUCGGAAAUCAUCUCUGCAAUAUUUAUACUAUAUUUUUUGGUGUUCUGUAA